Messenger RNA from Hippoglossus stenolepis (Pacific halibut), 3713 nucleotides. RefSeq names its product zinc finger MYM-type protein 1-like. The transcript has 3 exons. The record is from RefSeq and is a predicted model, not a curated record. Gene Ontology annotation, molecular function: protein dimerization activity. NCBI's taxonomy places the organism in Eukaryota, Metazoa, Chordata, Actinopteri, Pleuronectiformes, Pleuronectidae. The coding region runs from base 1480 to 3624 and encodes 714 amino acids.
CUCAACACGUCCCAUCUGUGCGUUAGUGGGCAAAGGUGAUGGAAAUCAUGCGUGUCUGAAUCAUGUUCAUGACCUUUGAUGCAUCUCCAUCUCAUCCAUCUCUUCUGUAUGUGUUCUUCCACUGGUUUGUACUUUCUGUUCUUACCACCUCCCCCAACUUCAUUCCCCCCCGAGUAUUUGAUUACUUUUUCAAUAGAGAUCUGAAAACGAGAGACAUUUACAAUCAGCAAAUAAAUACGGCACAACAAAGAGUUGAUAAAUAAAAAGCAACACAAGAACAGAACAGUAAAACAAUUACAAUGAACAAUGAAUAACAUCAGAUAACAAAGAUUUCAAAUCACCAAGGAGGAUGUAAGUCCGCAGUUGUGGGACAGAUUGCAGCUCUUUCCAUUUAAAAGAUGGAUAAUACCAACAUUAGUGCGAGUCUUUGUAUGUAUUAACCAGAGGAUAUGUUAUAUUUUGUUGUUUGGCGAACUAUGAGUAGUAGAAAGCUUCCUCUCAAUCCACUGAACUAAAGAAAUAACCACAAACAGUUUUAAUCUCUCUGAGUUGGAGAAAUCUUAAUAUCAUGUGACAUUUAUUUUUGAUUUUAAUCAUUUACAGAGGAGCUGGGGAACCUUCCCAAGUGACACGAAUAAAUUCAUGAAUUAAUGUUCAACCAAACAUUCAUUGCAUAUAUUCCCAUUUUGAUUUAACAGUUUGUUCCGCAUUUAUUUUUCAAUUUGCCACUCUGAUUACCCUUCGCUAAGCCUCAGUGUGACAAAAUGUCAUCAGUGGGAUGUAACCAGGGCCCUCGUUAACUUUAAAAUUCAUAUUUUUUUAAAUUGUCAUGGGCUCAAUGAUCAUAUGCUAUUUUAAAAACCUCUAUUUUAGUAAGAUAUGGUUUUAUUAUAAGAAUUUUUUUUUAUCAGAUUCUGUGCUGUCUGUAUUUGUUUUUUAUCCAUUUCAUAAGUCCUCUUACUUACUUGUAAAUAUGUUGUAUUAAUCACAGUGUUAUGGUCAAUUAGACAGAUUCAAAUUCAGCUUUGUCUCUUCACUCCACAGAUAAAGGUGCAGGUCACAUUUAAAAACAACAUAAAACACAUUAAGAGACAAUAUUCAUGUAACAGAGAAAUCAUUCUCUAUCCAUUGUGGAGAGUGUGUUGUUUUCUAAUUAAAAAAAUCUAACAUUAACUAUUAUAACUUUUUAAAGUAUUUAAAAUUCACAAUAACGUGUGUUGUAUGAGACAUAAAUAAAUAUGUUCAGGGGGAAACAAGUGAUCAGGACACAGUCUGUGGUUCAGGGGCGCUGGACACGUCGCCCAUAAAGCAGAGACGAGUAGCCAAUAAGGGACUGUUGCUUGGGAAGAUACGCGCGUGGCAAAGUAAAUUCGGCCAAUCAACAUCGUCGGGGAAAAAAUCCAGAAGGGCGAUUCUCAUAGGGCCCGAGCCCGGUCACUGAGGGUCGGUGGAGGUGGAGGUGAGACGGUUGUGACAACGAUGGCCGCGGGAACACACGAACCAGCAGCUCAGCCUCCACACUCGAUCCAGUCGCUUCUCUGUAAUCCGUUCGAGAGGAGACCUUUGGACGAGCAACUGCAAAUUAAAGAAAGCGGACCCGACCAACCUGACAUCGCAAUCCGCCGGCCCGCCAGCGAGAGAGGUCAAAAGUACAAGCGAGGGUUUUCCCGCAAAUGGUACAGGAGGAAGGCUUGGCUAGCGGGAUGCGGACAGGUAAAGGCCGUAUUUUGCUUCCCGUGUCUACUUUUAAAAACCGCUGGAGCGGACACAGCAUGGACGGUUACUGGAAUCCGAGAUAUGAAACAUUUAUCCGAGAAGAUAAAGAAGCACGGGUGUUCGAGGGCGCACCUGGUAAACACAAUGGAGCUGGCCAUGCUGGGCACAGGUAGCAUCGCCGAGCAGCUGGACGAAGGCCACCGGGCCCGGGUGAGAAAACACAACGAGGAGGUUUUUAAGAACCGGCACAUUUUAUCCAAGAUAGUUGACUGUGUCAUCUGCGGCGCCUUCGAACUGGAUUUGCGCCUCCACGGUGACGCGGAUUCCCCGGUCCGGGGGCUGGAAGGUUUCGUGGCUUCGCUGGACUCCGUGUUGGAGGAGCAUCUCAAGAAGGCCGCAGUGUUCAAAGGCACAUCAAAGACGGUGCAACAGGAGCUUCUGGACUCCAUGCUGUCCGUUCUUAAGGACUGCAUUCUGGACGAGGUCCACGACGCCGAUUAUCUCGCCAUUCAGGCGGACGAGACCACCGAUGUGUCCACCCACAGCCAGUGGGUGCUGGUGCUGCGGUACAUCGACCGUCACCACAACGUGCAGGAGCGGUUUUUCGAGUUCAUCCCGCUUCAGGAUGCAAAUGGCGACUCAAUCGUCACAUCGCUGCUGGAGAGGCUGAGCACGCUGCUCCCCGGGGGGCGGGAGAGCCGGCUGAUCGCCCAGGCCUACGACGGGGCUGCUGUGAUGAGGGGGACAAAAGGUGGAGUUCAGCGUAAGGUGCUGGAGGUUUACGGAAAUGCACACUACGUCCACUGCUACGCGCACCAGUUGGACCUCAUCAUGCAGCAGGCGACGUCACACAUCCCCAGGAUCAGGACGUUCUUCUCGGACCUCGGUGGGUUCUCUGAGUUCUUCUCCGGGUCCUUCAAGAGAACCGCGGUGCUCGAUGAGGUGGUGGCACGCAGACUUCCCGGAACUUCAACAACAAGGUGGGACUUCCACAGUUGUGCUGUUAACACCGUGUUCGAGCACCAGGCCGACCUUCUGCUGUGUUUCCAGACCAUCAGAGACUCUAGUCACUUCGAUCCUCAAACUGUCAGAGAGGCCGGGGGCUUUGUGAGGAUGCUUCAAGACGAAGAUUUCUGCUUUUUCCUGGCAUUGUUUCACAGGAUCAUGCCACACGUGGACACGCUGUUCAAACAGUUGCAGAAGAGGAACAUUGACUCUGUCAUCAUCUCAGGAAUCAUCCAGAGCUUCACCGACCGCAUGCAAACGAUCAGGGACUCCAUUCCUUCUUUGCAUGGGCAAGCCAGUGGGUCUGUAGAGCAGCAGCCCAUAAAGAAGCGGAGGACACUAGGACCAGGAGAACACCAGCAGUUGGCUACAGAGGUAUGUUAUACCAUUUUGAGCGAUGCCAAGGACCGGUUCUCUUUCACCAAGCACCUCAUCAGUGCCACCCUCUUACAAGGAGACCUGUUCCCAGAGCACCACAGGAGGUUCCCCGACUUAGCGCUGGAUACCACAGUGGAGGCCUACCCCAUGUUGAGCAAGGCCAAGCUGAAAACCGAGCUAUGCCUUAUAUAUGAGAACAACGAGUUCAGAGCUUGCAGUGGUGCACUGACACUGUUCCUGUUCUUCAUGGAGAACAACCUCCAGGACACAUUCACUGAGACGGUCAGUCUCCUCAAAAUACUGAUCACUACACCCAUGACAACAGCAGAAUCAGGGAGGUGCUUCUCUACCUUAAACCGGAUCAAAACCUUCCUGAGGAACACCAAGACACAGGAACACCUGAAUGCUCUGGCUAUGCUCUCCAUGGAAAAAAAGCUAGUCAGAAACAUUCCUGACUUCAAUAACAGGGUCGUUGAGAGAUUUGCUAAUCAGAAGGACAGAAGGGCAAAAUUCCUGUACAAAUAAGAUGUCACACACACACGUACACACGUUCCCCUGACCCAAUCUUUCUUUGAAUAAAGUUUACCUCAUAAGAAAUCCAGCAGUAUAUGGCU